Acomys russatus (golden spiny mouse) is the source of this 1181-nucleotide messenger RNA. Its product is annotated as 60S ribosomal protein L15. The record is from RefSeq and is a predicted model, not a curated record. Gene Ontology annotation, cellular component: cytosolic large ribosomal subunit; ribosome. Lineage: Eukaryota; Metazoa; Chordata; Mammalia; Rodentia; Muridae. Gene Ontology annotation, biological process: cytoplasmic translation. The transcript is spliced from 4 exons. The coding region runs from base 112 to 726 and encodes 204 amino acids. Gene Ontology annotation, molecular function: RNA binding; structural constituent of ribosome.
AACCCCGCCCCACCGGAAAGAGAGUCGCCGAGGUGGGGGAGGAGCCACAAAAGGGAUUGUGGGAGAAAGGCUUCUUCCUUUCCUCUGGCGGCGGCCAUCAGGUGAGCCAAGAUGGGUGCGUACAAAUACAUCCAGGAGCUAUGGAGGAAGAAGCAGUCCGACGUGAUGCGCUUCCUUCUGAGGGUCCGCUGCUGGCAGUACCGACAGCUCUCCGCGCUGCACAGGGCUCCCCGCCCCACUCGGCCCGAUAAGGCGCGAAGGCUGGGAUACAAGGCCAAGCAAGGUUAUGUCAUUUACAGGAUUCGUGUCCGCCGUGGUGGCCGCAAACGCCCAGUUCCUAAGGGUGCAACUUACGGCAAGCCUGUCCACCAUGGUGUUAACCAGCUAAAAUUCGCGCGAAGCCUUCAGUCUGUCGCUGAGGAGAGAGCUGGACGCCAUUGUGGGGCUCUGAGAGUCCUGAAUUCUUACUGGGUUGGUGAAGAUUCCACAUAUAAAUUUUUUGAGGUUAUCCUCAUUGAUCCAUUCCAUAAAGCUAUCAGAAGAAAUCCUGACACCCAGUGGAUCACCAAGCCAGUCCACAAACACAGAGAGAUGCGUGGGCUGACAUCUGCUGGCCGCAAGAGCCGAGGCCUUGGAAAGGGCCACAAGUUCCACCACACUAUUGGUGGCUCUCGCCGUGCGGCCUGGAGAAGGCGCAAUACUCUCCAGCUCCACCGUUACCGCUAAUACAGUAAUGUUUGUAAAAUUCAUGCCCAAUAAACAAUUUAGGACAGUCAUGUCUGUUUAAAGGUGUUAUUUGUUGAAACUAGUGUGCAGGUUGUCAUGAGUGCUUUGUGGACGUGUACAGGUUAAAGUGCAAUAAUUGUUUGGAGACCACAAGUGGUGGUGUAUCUUGUUUCUGAUAAACUUUCUGUGUUUACACUGUCUGCUUAGGGGAUUAAGCAUAUGGUAUUUACGCCCUGUGGUGUCCUGUGUAAAGUCCUAUAAAAGGGAGUCCUGAGGUUGGCCCUAGAUGUGUUGGGUGCAUGUGGUAGAGCCUACCGCCUUAUUGGAGUGAUGCUAUCUGGUUCACUGAAGUGGCUGCUGGCUUGGGGAUUUGUUGAGUAUAAACUUAGGGAUUGGGUACUGCUUAGAAAUGUGUAGAGAGAGGCUUUCAAACUGUUUUGUGAACAUAGAAAAGU